Messenger RNA from Mercenaria mercenaria, 2987 nucleotides. Its product is annotated as 14-3-3 protein beta/alpha-B-like. Gene Ontology annotation, cellular component: cytoplasm. The transcript has a single exon. The record is from RefSeq and is a predicted model, not a curated record. The coding region runs from base 109 to 873 and encodes 254 amino acids. Gene Ontology annotation, biological process: signal transduction. NCBI's taxonomy places the organism in Eukaryota, Metazoa, Mollusca, Bivalvia, Venerida, Veneridae.
GUCGGCUUCCGAUUUCCGCUUCUAGUAAAUGAAACAGGAAACGUGAAUAGUUGGAGAAUUAGUUGCAUGCAAAAAUAAUAUUUUCGAACUUUUCCGUAGACAAUAAAGAUGCAGUCGGUGUUUGAUAGUGAAGGUCUCUCCAGGGAGGAUUUAGUACAGCUCUGUAAAUUAGCUGAGCAAGGUGAACGCUAUGAGGACAUGGCAAAUGGCAUGAGGAAAGUUUGCGAAAUGCUAGGCCCAAUUGACGAAGAAUUGUCUACGGAGGAAAGAAAUCUGUUGUCUGUUGCUUACAAGAACGUUGUAGGGGCAAGGCGAUCCACAUGGCGUAUGAUGUCAAUGAUUGAAGCUAAAGAGAAAGAUCCUUCUAGUGAGAAAAGUGUGUACACGCAGAAGUACAAAAAAGUUGUUGAAGCUGAACUGGACAAAAUUUGUUUAGAAGUUCUAGACUUACUAGAGAAUCAUCUGAUUACAAAAGCAAAGAAACCUGAAAGCGAAGUGUUCUUUUUGAAGAUGAAGGGUGAUUACUUCAGGUACCGAGCUGAAUACACACCAGAAGACAAAAAGCAGGAUGUUCAGAAUAAAGCAGAAGAAGCUUAUAAUGAGGCGAUGGAGGAAGCGAAAAAGAACAUGAAACCAACUCAUCCAAAUAGGCUUGGCUUAGCAUUGAAUUUCUCUGUCUUUUAUUACGAAAUUCAGAAUGCCUCAGAUAAGGCAUGUCAGCUAGCAAAGUCUGCAUUUGAUGAUGCAAUUGCAGAAUUGGACAAUUUAGAUCCUGAAUCUUACAAAGACAGUACACUGAUAAUGCAGUUGCUGCGUGACAAUUUAACACUCUGGACAUCUGACAGUCAACAGGAACAAGAAGCUGACAACUGAAAUGGGUUCACAUGACUAAAAUUUGUAUUCAAAUUAUAUCCUACUUUUAGAAAUAUGGAAAUAAUGGUCUCCUCGCUGACAACAAGAUUUAUGAUGGACAUAACGGGUUCGCAUAUAGUGUGGCUAUCGUUUUUGAUAAAUCCAAUAAGACCUGUAGCAGAACUAAAAUGAUUAGUCAAGGUUGUUUUAAUGUAAUUACUACAAAGAUGAUGUGAAAGUAAUAUGCUACUUUGCUAGAUAUUCUAAACAAAAUACGAGUUAUCAGGUCAAAAAUAUCCUUCUAUUGUUAUUAAAAAGAAAACGUAAUGAAACUAGUGCAAGCAUAACAUGAUAAAUAUAUUACUUGGUCUACAUUCACGAUGAAUCUUUAUGUACACUUUCUAUGACAAAAAAGUAUCAACCUUUUUGGCAGAUACAAUAUACUGAAGUUAUAAACCGUAAGUGAAAUGUUAUAAAUGUAACAGAGUGCUUCAUCUAUAUCUAAUUAUGUAAUACACAGAUUGGUUGCAGUUGGGGAAUCCCUGUGAUCUGACUAGAUUUGAGAUUAUGCGAUCAAAUAUUUGUUGUGUUAUAUUGCACUAAAUUUGGCGAUUGUUAAAAGUUCACUUCGUCUUGGAUUUUUAGAGGGGACUAUUUGGGCCAAAACUGAAAUAAAGUUUCCCCUUCACACACCUACCUACAAAAAAGGUUGGCCUAGGUUUCUUGUAAAUGCUUUCACUGUUACAGAUGUCAGUCAUGUCUUCGGCACCAUGAAGUGACUAUGUAGGGAAAAUAACAUCAUCCUCCUAAGUUUACAUUUUGUCAAAAUAAUCAUUAGUAAUGCCCCUUUUUAAAUUGAAGAUGAAGUAAUACUGACUAAAAUAUUCUUAAACUUAUUUUAGAAGUUUAAUUUUCCUGCAAUGGAUGGAAAUGAUAUUUGAUUGAACAAAAAGAAAUAGGAUAGUUAACAUUUUACUAAGAAUAAGUUUGGGGCAAGGUCAGUUCUGGUGCCCAGGAUGGUCUUAGCAUUCCAAACAUAUUUUUUAGGAUUUUGUCAAAAUAAUUUUAGACUAUUGUAGAUUUUUCUAUCGGUAUGUAGUCUGUUAUUUAAACAACUUUUAGCUCACAUGAUGUUUUAGAGGUGAACUAUUGUGAUCACUGGCUGUCUUUUGUCUGCCGAUUUACCAUCCAUUCACAGAUUUCUUCAAACCCUCUGUGAUAGAAUCCAUCGGGAAUGAGGUGCUGAGAGUAAUUAGUGCUAGUUGUAGAUCUAUGUUGCUUCAAAAGCGACUUAAUAAAUGAAUAGGAUAAGGUAUAAACUAAAUUUUCUUUAACAACAUCUUUUGAUUAGCCUUAAAGUUCCUUGGAUGGUCCUUUUCGAAAAUUUAUGCAUGGUUGCAUAUAGGGAGCUGUGAAACUCUGGUGAGCGGUAUAAGGCCGUCAUAGCCACCUCGAUACUUGAUCACAAUGAAUGAAAGUGUUGCCUCUUCAUGUUUUUAAGUUUAUUUGAAACACAAACUGAAUAUUUGAGAUUUUGUUCACAUAUAUUUUUAUUGUAUUGUACAUUCAUAAUUUGUUUAAGUGUUAAGUUUGUCUGUUAUCACUGUUCUUAGUGUUGUCAACCUCCCAUCUUAUAUAAAGAAUGCUUUAAAUGUUAACUUCCUUGAUUGUAACUAAAUUUAUCAAAAAAGUAUUUGCAAAUAUUUGAAGUUCAAACUUGUAAGUUACAAGUCUUCCUUUAUUUACGAACUGGGAUAAGGUUCUUUCAAAAUGGUUUAAAUUUGCUGUUAACAGAUGGGGUUUUGAGAAGUUUUAUUAAAAUAUAGAGAAAAUAUGAGUUGCAUUUCUUAUAUAUACGAAGGAAAAUGCUAAUUUUACUCAUUUCUGUAUGUGAUAACAUGCAUAAUUGGAGGUAUAAAAAUCAUGUUCUUUAUUAAUAAUAAUUAAUAAUGGCCAUAUAGACAGCUUAAAGAAAUAGGUUCAUUUUAAGCACGCACAUAGAAGCUUUUUUAGUAUUUUAACAAACGGAUCAUACACUGAAAUUUCAAAGUAGGCCAUGUAUAUUUGUAAGACAUUUUAGUAUCACAGACGUUAACGCUUUAAUUAUAUGACAAAAGAAUAAAUGGUAAAUCUUA